AGACACAAAGUGUCUGUGUGUGUCUGUGUUGGCUUGGUGUACACUUGGGAUAACCUAUGUUGGUGUACUCCUAGUUUAAUUCUAUUCACUUCUAUCACAUGUUUAGUGAUAUUGAGGAGAAAGGCAGUGUUAAUCCACUGUUCCGGCUUGCUAAGCUGCGUGAGAGGAAGGCCCGAGAUCUAGACCACGUGAGAUGCGUGAAGGACAGCGAUGGUAGAGUGUUAGUUGAGACUGCCAAGGUGGCUAAGCGCUGGGGGGAGUACUUUGUUGAACUCUUAAAUGCGGGAGGAGACCAGAGGCUAGUUCUUGAUGAGUUGGGACAUCUUGGGGCGUCUCGUGUGUAUUGCCGGCGCAUUUGCCUGGAAGAGGUGGUUCGGGCUCUACGCGUGAUGCGUAGUGGGAGAGCUUUGGGACCAGAUGAGAUUCCGGUGGAGUUUUGGAAGCAUGCGGGUCGUGGUGCGUGGGUUUGGUUAACCAAACUCUUCGAUGUUAUCCUCCGGACAGCAAGGAUGCCUGAUGAGUGGAGGGAGAGUCUCUUGGUCCCUCUGUUUAAAGGCAAAGGUGACAUUCAGAGCUGCGAGAAUUACAGAGGCAUCAAACUGCUUAGCCACACCAUGAAGGUUUGGGAGCGAGUCAUUGAGUAUAGGGUGCGGAAAGGGGUUUGCAUCUCUGAGAACCAGUUUGGUUUCAUGCCUGACAGAUCGACUACAGAGGCCAUUCAUCUCGUGAGGAGGUUAAUGGAAGAGUAUAGGGCUAGGAAAAAGGACUUUCAUAUGGUGUUUAUUGACCUUGAGAAGGCGUGUGAUAGGGUGCCAAGGGAGGUCUUAUGGAGGUGUCUUGAGGCGAGAGGAGUUCCCAUCGUGUACACUCGCGCGAUCAAGGAUAUGUACGAUGGGGCUAUGACCAAGGUAAGGACUUCCGGGGGCGACUCAGAUUCCUUCUCGGUAGGGAUGGGGUUGCACCAGGGGUCUGCCCUUAGCCCUUUUUUGUUCGCCUUGGUGAUGGACGUCCUAACUCAAGGUGUUCAAGACGAGGUCCCAUGGUGCAUGCUUUUCGCGGACGAUAUUGUGCUUAUCGACGACACACGUGAGGGACUAAACGAUAAGUUGGAAUUAUGGCACCUUGCCCUUGAGACUAAAGGAUUCAGAAUAAGUAGGAACAAGAUUGAAUACAUGGAAUGUCGUUUCAGCAGCCGGGAUACAGAAUCAGAGGUGGAAGUCAGGAUUGACUCUCACCUAGUACCUAAGGUAGACAGGUUUCGAUAUCUUGGCUCGGUAAUCCAGGCGGAUGGGGAGUUAGAUGCGGAUGUUGGACAUCAGGUGGAGCCGGGGGUCUCUUGGAAACAGCCUCCUUACUUCCGAGUAGGGGCAAGCAAUAACCCUGUUCAUCGGCGCCGCCGGCGGAGAAUGGCCAAGUACGGCGAAGGCGACAAGCGUUGGAUCGUGGAGGAACACGCCAAGGGAUCCAGGGUGUUACAUUUUGAGGAGCAAUGGCCAAGGGAGACGGCCAACAUUAGACAGAACGCCUCAAAGAUGGCUGAUACUGCAAAGUAUGCUCCCAUUAAUGGCGGAAAUCUGCUCUCCGAACUUAAACCGCAUUUCUCUCUAAUCAAAGCCCAGAGAACCAAGGUUUGCGCCUUCGGAUUCGUCUUCGUCUUCAUUGCUUUCACUAUUUUCCUGGCUUUCAGCCCUUCCCCCAACUCCUCUUCUCCCUGGUUCACCAACAUAUUCUCUUUAACUGGAAGCACCGACGGCGGCGGCGGGACUCUGCCUGCGCCGCCUUCCUCCGAUGACUCUUCCAGAUCUCAGUUCUCUUCUAUUUUCUCCUACUUUUUCCCGAAUUCCUCCGUCCAAACUCAAAACCUUACUUCUCCUCCUCCGUAUAAUCUCCCAGCAUCUCAGAAGAACAGUUCCGGAGUGCUCGAUGUCAGUACAGAUCCAGAAAUCGCGAGAAAUCAGACGCGCUCUAAUACUGAUACUGAUAGUGCUCAAGUUAUGAAGCCGUCGAAUCAGAGCGCGGUUUUGAACGCAACUGCUUCUUCUAGGUUGAACAACGAGUCAUCAACUGUAAGCAAUCUCCCUCGGAGUGGAGUGUCCGAUGAUGGUAAAGUUGGAGUGUUGAACUCAAAUCGGACUACUGCAACGGACGAGGGUGAAAAAUCUCCGGCGAAUCAGACUGUCGGUUCGCCGCCUAAGUCCAGUUCCGAGGGAGGGAAGGAGAAUUUGGAGAAGCAACACAGCAACAAUACCGGAAACAAAACGGAAAAUUCCAGUGUGUCGGUGGCACAGGGGAGUGAGGAUUUGAUGAAAUCACUGUCCAGUUGUGAUUUCUUUGAUGGGAAUUGGGUCAUGGAUGAAUCUUACCCAUUGUACAAGCCUGGUUCUUGUUCUCUCAUUGACGAGCAAUUCAACUGCUUCAUCAAUGGCAGACCUGAUAAAAAUUACCAGAAAUAUAGAUGGAAACCCAAAGCUUGUACUCUUCCAAGAUUGAAUGCCACUCAUAUGCUGGAGAUGUUGAGAGGGAAGCGAUUGGUGUUUGUUGGUGAUUCUCUGAAUAGGAAUAUGUGGGAAUCUCUUGUCUGCAUUCUUAGAAACUCUGUAAAUAAUCAGACCAAAGUUUAUGAAGAAUCUGGCAAACAAUACUUUCGUGGAGAAGCUUCCUACUCUUUUGUGUUUGAAGAGUAUAAGUUUAAAGUGGAAUUCUUUGUAUCUCCAUUCUUGGUUCAAGAAUGGGAAAUAACAGAUGAAAGUGGAAAGAAAAAGGAAACACUCCGACUUGAUUUAGUGGGGCAUUCUGCUGACAAAUACGAAAAUGCAGACAUCUUGGUAUUCAACACGGGCCACUGGUGGACGCACGAGAAGACUUCUAAAGGGGAGGAUUAUUACCAAGAAGGCAGUCAUGUGUACCAUGAACUAAAUGUUCUUGAGGCUUUCCGGAAGGCUUUAACGACAUGGGCAAGAUGGGUAGAUGCCCAUAUAAAUCCUGCAAAAACCCUUGUUCUCUUCAGAGGCUAUUCUGCAUCUCAUUUCAGCGGCGGGCAGUGGAAUUCGGGCGGGGCAUGCGACCAUGAAACUGACCCAAUAAAGAAUGAGACAUACCUAACACCAUACCCUCCCAAGAUGGAAGUGUUGGAGAGAGUACUGAAAGGGAUGAAGACUCAUGUCUCAUACCUUAAUGUCACGAGAAUGACAGAUUUCCGGAAGGACGGCCACCCAUCAAUGUACCGGAAACAACAUUUGUCCGACGAGGAACGAAGAUCCCCAUUGAGUUACCAAGAUUGCAGCCAUUGGUGCCUCCCUGGGGUGCCUGAUAUCUGGAAUGAAAUCCUUUACGCAGAACUCCUUGUAAACCAAUACCAGAAACAACACCAAUCCAAACCUUAGGUAAAGUGGUUGACACACACAAGACAGGCCUGAGAUUUUUUUUCAAUACAUGCCUACAGUUUACAGGUAAAAAUGUGUAUUCAUCUAAAUCCCGUUUUUUCGUUUAGUUUCCACUUACCAAUUCCCAGUCCCUGCACAUGAAAGAUAGAAGUCAUAAAACACCCAGAGAAAAUUCAAGAAAGGGUACUUCCAUGUCAUGAUUUAUUUGGGAGAGCGAGAUUUAAGUGUUUGGAGAUUACUUUUAUUUCCAACACUUAAAAAUCUCCAGUUUUCACGGGCAUUGUUGUUUGUGCAUUUUGUGUGACGAAAAAUUCUGGGUCCACUAAAUGCACAAAUGACAAUGCUUCAGUGGUCACUGUGACUUUCUUUUCCCUUCAAAACCCGGAUAGAAAAUCAAUCCCGUGCGGGUUCGAUCCAUUUCCGAUUCGUGUUUAAUGAAUUAUGGCAUGGGAUGUACUCUAUUUUGUAAUUCUGAUAUCACACAUCUCUGGUUGAUGUUGUAAAUUCUUCCUAUUGUAACAGUCAUACUUUUGAAUGAAUGCUUUAUGUGAAC
Molecule: messenger RNA, 3936 nt
Organism: Cuscuta campestris
Lineage: Eukaryota; Viridiplantae; Streptophyta; Magnoliopsida; Solanales; Convolvulaceae
Source: the annotation of a GenBank genome assembly